Psilocybe cubensis is the source of this 594-nucleotide messenger RNA. RefSeq lists its product as uncharacterized. Gene Ontology annotation, cellular component: cytosolic small ribosomal subunit; ribosome; 90S preribosome. Gene Ontology annotation, biological process: ribosomal small subunit biogenesis; translation; rRNA processing. The transcript is spliced from 3 exons. The record is from RefSeq and is a predicted model, not a curated record. Gene Ontology annotation, molecular function: structural constituent of ribosome. The coding region runs from base 1 to 594 and encodes 197 amino acids. Lineage: Eukaryota; Fungi; Basidiomycota; Agaricomycetes; Agaricales; Agrocybaceae.
AUGUCCACCAUUGCCACCAAAAUUUUCCGCACCGCCAAUGCGCCCAACACCCAGCCCGACGAGACAGAAAAGAGCGUUGCUCAGGCGCUGAUCGACCUCGAAAACAACGUUCCCGAGCUCAAGACUGAGCUUCGCGCACUCCAGAUCUCUGCUGCCCGUGAGGUUGACGUCCGCGGUGGAAAGAAGGCCAUUGUUAUCUUCGUCCCCGUUCCCCAAUUGAAGGCAUUCCACAAGGUCCAACAGAGGUUGACCCGUGAACUCGAGAAGAAAUUCUCUGACCGCCACGUCGUUUUCAUUGCGCAGCGCCGCAUGCUCCGCAAGCCCACCCGCAACUCGCGCGUCAAGCAGAAGCGCCCCCGCAGCCGCACCCUCACGAACGUCCACGAGAAGAUCCUGGAGGAUCUCGUGUACCCCACUGAAAUUGUGGGCAAGCGCACCCGCGUUGCUGUUGACGGCUCGAAGCUCCUCAAAGUAUUGCUCGACUCGAAAGACGCGACAUCGCUGGAGUACAAGCUGGACUCAUUCUCAUCUGUGUACCGCCGCCUGACUGGCAAGGAUGUUGUAUUUGAGUUCCCUGUUGUCUCGCAGGAGUAG